Messenger RNA from Arachis duranensis, 1494 nucleotides. RefSeq lists its product as uncharacterized. Lineage: Eukaryota; Viridiplantae; Streptophyta; Magnoliopsida; Fabales; Fabaceae. The coding region runs from base 1 to 1494 and encodes 497 amino acids. The transcript has 2 exons. The record is from RefSeq and is a predicted model, not a curated record.
AUGGGAGCAACCCCCUUCCACCAUUCGAUCCUCGAGGUCUGGCUACCGAAGCACUUCGAUAAGCCAACAGACAUGAGGUAUGAUGGGACCCAAAACCCCCAAGAACAUCUAACGGCCUUCGAGGUCAGGAUAAAUUUGAAAGGGGUGGGUGAUGAAGUGAGGUGUUGUGCCUUCCCUGUAACCCUAGCGGGGCCGGCAAUCCGCUGGUUCAACGCUCUCCCACAAUGCUCCAUGACGACGUUCACGGACAUCACCCGCGCCUUUCUAGCCCAGUUUACUACACGUAUUGCUAAAGCAAAGCACCCGAUCAACUUUUUGGGGGUGACACAAAGAAGCAGCGAACCGACCAGGAAAUACUUGGAUAGGUUCAAUGAUGAGUGCUUGGAGAUCGACGACCUAACUGACUCGGUGGCCAGUUUAUGCUUGAUGAAUGGGUUGCUAAAUGAAGAUUUCAGGAACCAAAAUGUAGCUCGGGAGUAUAUCAAUGACAAGGAGUUUAGCCAGAUUGUUGCAGCCAACAAGUGGCAGCCCGCCUACAACCAUGCUCGUCAGCUCGGUAACGGGAAAAGGCCCAGGGAGCACUCCAAGGAUGGAGCUCCAGCUAAAACCUUCAAGCCGUUCUCCCGGAUUGCCGACAAAGGCAUCCUGUCGAAGCCCCGACAACUCAAGAAUAGAACUAGAGGGAACAAAAACCUCUAUUGUGACUACCACAAGGGCUACGGCCACAAGACCCAAGAUUGUUUUGACCUAAAAGAUGCUCUGGAGCAGGCGAUCCGGAAAGGCAAGUUGGCAGAGUUCUCUCACCUUAUAAAGAAACCUAGGAGGCGGGAUCGUGAUCGAUCUGGCGGCCUCACCAUCAUGAACGUCGUGGUCGGGAGAGACGUGGCUCCUAGGACGAAGUUGGAAAGCAGAAAAGACGCCAAAGUUUUAGCCGUGUCAUCAUCCAGUUCCGUGCCUCCCUCCAGGAGGAUACCGUCAAUAUCAUUCGGGCCCGAGGACCAAUGGUUUAACGAUGUGCUGGAGAACCCUCCCAUGGUGAUCACGACUAGAGUUGGAUCUGGCUUAGUAAAACGAAUCCUAGUCGACACUGGAGUUUAUUCGAACAUCAUGUUCCGCAAUGUGUUUGAUGCUUUGGGCCUCCGAGACACCGAUUUGAAGACCCACCAACACGGCGUGGUCGGCUUAGGUGAUAACUUCAUCAAACCUGAAGGGAUAGUCUCCCUGCCAGUAUCCAUAGGAGGAGGACGAGGGAAGAGGUCGGUAAUGGCGGAGUUCGUGGUCUUAAGAGACUCCACGGCCUACAACCUCAUCUUGGGAAGAAAAACUAUCAAUGAGUUCGGAGUAGUGAUUUCUACAAAGCUAUUGAUGAUGAAGUUUGUUGAUGAUGAUGGGUCGGCUGGAUCCAUCAGGGGAGAUUUGGAAACGGCGGUCGCUUGUGACAACGCCAGUCUCUCCCUAAGGAAGAAGUCCAAAAAGCAUUCGGGGUCUUCCUAG